GAGAAGCAUACUGUCGGAUUGCAUAAUUUAGAUGAAGUCAGUGAACCAUCGACGGAUAUUCCCGGGCAUGACGCGUUUGUAAAUAACAAUGAUAGCUCAGGCAUAGAUGAAAAGUCCUUUCAAGAAGAUGUAUACCAGAGCAUCUUUGCUUCAGAUCCAAAAUUGCAAGAAUUUCUUGUAAUAUGUCCCCAAAAGUCAUCUUCUUGUUGUUGAUAGCUAACCCACAAGUUCUUUAGCCCGGAUCGAUAAAGGAGUCAGUGGCAAUGAAGGAAGAAAGGGAAGGAAGCAUCCGAGUACAGGUCGUACUCAACGAUGGAGCGCGCGAAAGUAUGAUCCUCUUGACAGGCCUAAAGAAUGUAUUUCAAAAGCAGUUGCCCAAGAUGCCUAAAGAGUAUAUUGCUAGACUUGUGUAUGACCGAAAUCACCGUAGUCUUGCUCUUAUUCGCAACCCAAAUAAAGUGAUCGGUGGCAUAUGUUACCGACCCUUUGACGCACAGGAGUUUGCUGAAAUUGUUUUUUGUGCCAUUGCAUCAACAGAGCAAGUCAAGGGAUAUGGAUCAUUCAUUAUGAACCAUCUUAAAGAUUACGUGAUAGAUCAUUCCAACGUAAAGCAUUUUCUGACCUAUGCGGACAACUUUGCUAUAGGUUAUUUUCGUAAACAAGGGUUUACAACAGAGAUUACUCUUGACAAGCGAAAAUGGAUUGGUUAUAUUAAGGAUUAUGAAGGGGGUACAAUCAUGCAGUGUAGCAUUUUGCCACGAGUGAAGUAUCUGGCAAUCCAUGAAAUAUUAAGCAUACAGCGGAAUGCCAUACUAAAGAAGAUUAAAGAACGGUCCACAGAGCAUGUAGUGUACCCAGGAGUUAAUAUACCCAAAGGAGAAUCGAUUGAUCCAUAUGAUGUACCUGGUAUAGAAGAGUCUGGAUGGACACCUGAGAUGGAUAUGCUAUCAAAUAAGCCAAGACAUGUUCCUCAUUAUCGUGAAAUGUUGUAUUUAGUAGAAGAGAUGCGAAAUUAUACGGAGGCUUGGCCAUUCUUGGAACCAGUGGAUGCAGAGGAAGUUGCAGACUAUUAUGAGAUUAUCAAAGAACCUAUGGAUCUGACUACACUGGAAGAAAAUGUCAAAGCGGAUAGUUAUCCUACCCUGGAAGACUUUAUUAAAGAUACUCAAAAGAUAUUUGAUAACUGCAAGACAUAUAAUGCAGAAGACACAGAAUAUGCAAAGUGUGGAGUAAAACUAGAGCGAUUCUUUUAUGAAAAGUUGCGUUCAAUAAAUAAAAACUGAUUUCUAAUUGUGCA
Rhizopus microsporus ATCC 52813 is the source of this 1297-nucleotide messenger RNA. RefSeq names its product putative histone acetyltransferase. Gene Ontology annotation, molecular function: histone H3 acetyltransferase activity; protein binding. NCBI's taxonomy places the organism in Eukaryota, Fungi, Mucoromycota, Mucoromycetes, Mucorales, Rhizopodaceae. The record is from RefSeq and is a predicted model, not a curated record. The transcript has 4 exons. Gene Ontology annotation, cellular component: histone acetyltransferase complex. Gene Ontology annotation, biological process: positive regulation of transcription by RNA polymerase II; chromatin remodeling. Bases 264 to 1283 code for a protein of 339 amino acids.